CUGCAGUCGGACGAGGGGACGUCGCUGUGACGAGUUUGGCCGGUUAUUGCCGAAGUGUGCCGGAGCCGCUCGCCCCUGUGAACGGGCUUCUCCCGGUGCACGUUUGCUUUGUCCGCAAGCGCGUUUCCCGCUGAGGUGAAGGCGGACACGGCUCACGGUCGGUGCGGUGUCGGCGGAGACCGUAGCAGAGCGUCGCGUCGUCAGCGGACAUUACCGAGCUCCAGGCGGCGGAGGGUGAGCUGUGCCCGGGACCGACAGCAGUCCGGUGUCCUUUGUUGUGUUUCUCAGAGACUACGACACUUCACCGGGACAGAAAUGUGUUUUGGUCUCGCGGACAGAGUGGAGGAGAUUCGGUGACUGCGGAGGAAGCGCCCCCCUCCCCCUCCCCCUCCCCCGCCCGCUAUGGUCGGUGUGUGGAACCGACGACGGAGCAUCUCGGUUCACAUUUAUCUGCGUUAAACGGAGUCCACCCCCCUUCUCCCCCUCUCCCCCCAACGAACUUCGCUCUCAACCCCCCGAUGAUGACGUCUCCAGACUCUCCCCCUCUGGUCUCCCCUUCCCCGUGCCCCGCUCCCCCUCCGUCCCUUCCCUCCUCUCCCGUGCCCUCCUCCCCGGCCCCGUCCUCCUCCUCCCUCCCCGCCCCUCCUUCACUGCCUCCCACGGGGGAGGUGAUGGUGCUGGCUCUGGGCAGGAAGAAGCAGAGGGUGCUGAUCGCCCUCUCCAUCUUGCCCAACCUCUUCCUGGCCUUCCUUCUCUCUUCCGACCCCCUCAUCACCCUCUCCCCACCCCAUCACUGCCAUCUGCCGGGGCCCCCGCCCUCACUGGAGGCGCUGAACACCUCCCUGCCCUGGGAGAGCGGAGAGAGGCCUGGGGACGGCGGGGGCCCCUCCCAGUGUAAGCAGUACAUCAACGGCAGCCAGUCGGCCGCGGUGGACUGCGAGACCGGCUGGGACUACAACGUCACAGAGGGGCUGAGGAACAACAUCGUCACCGAGUGGGAUCUGGUGUGUGGUCAGUACUGGCUGGUCCCAGUGGAGGAGGUGUGUUUCAUCCUGGGUGUCCUGACUGGCUGUCUGGGCCUUGGCUAUGCUGCUGACAGGCUGGGCAGGUCCAGGACUCUGCUGACCUCCCUGACCCUGUCGGUGGUCUUCGGGGUGCUGGUGUGCGUCUCUCCGUACCCCUCCAUCUUCAUUGUCAUGCGUUUCUGUCUGGCGGCUGCCAGCGCAGGAGUCUACCUCAUUCUGUACAUCACCCGUCUGGAGCUGUGCGAGCCGUCCCUCAGGCUGCUGGUGACCAUGCUGGCCGGGCUGAUGACCGUGGCCGGAGAGCUGCUGCUGCUGGCCGUGGCCCUCGGCUGCCAGUCCUGGAGGGGCCUGCUGGGAGCUGGGGCCGCGCCGCUGACGCUGUUUCUCAGCUUUGGCAUUCCUGGGGUGUUUCCAGAGUCGCCUCGCUGGCUCCUCCUGUCAGAGCGGUCUGCAGACAUGAACUCGUUCAGCGAGAGAAGAAACUCCAACAGAGACGUGAGGGACGACGAGAGCUUCACAGAGCUGGACUCAGAGCCCGCCCCCUCCUCACGCCCCCACCUGUCCUUCCCUGAGCUCUUCCACAGCAGGAACAUCUGGAAGAACAUGUGUGUGCUCGGCUUCACCUCAUUCAUCUCUCAUGGCAUCAGUCACUGUUACAGCUCGUUCCGAGGGGACGUCAGAGGCACCGCCCCCAGUUUCUAUUGGAUGUACCUGCUGUCUGUGUGCGCGGGGGGCGGCGCCUGGCUGUUGCUCUGGGCGACCGUGGACAGGUGCGGUCGCCGCGGCAUCCUGCUCCUCUCCAUGACGAUGACGGGGCUGGCCUCUCUGAUCCUCCUGGGACUCAUGGAGUAUCUCAGUGAGGCGGCCAUCACAGUUUUCUCAGUGCUGGGACUGUUCUCCUCUCAGGCCACAGCCUCACUCUGCAUCCUGUUCACUGCAGAGGUGAUGCCCACCAUCAUCAGGGGCAGCGGCGUCGGCGCUGUACUCGCCUUGGGCUGCGUGGGCCGCCUCAGCUCGCCACUCAUGGACCUAAGGAACCACUACGGCUACUUCCUGCACCACGUGGUCUACUCGUCUCUGGCCCUGCUGGCCGUGCUGUCCAUCCUGCUGCUGCCCGAGAGCAAGAGGAAGCCGCUGCCCCAGACGCUGGCCGACGGGGAGCAGUACAGACGCCCCCCGCUGGGCAGGAGGAGGAGGGACAACGUGCCGCUGCUCGCGACGCCAAACCCGGAGACCUAAAAGGCUGAGAGACGGGGGGGGACGGGCUGGACCGAAGGAGGACAGCGAGCAGCCAGAACAUUUGUGUGUGUUGUUGUCUGAUGUUCCUGCAGAGGAGGAUGUGAUCAGAGCGUCACACACAGGCUGCCAUGUUCCUUCACCUUCCUGUUUCCUGCCGUUCACACGUGUGUGAAUGUGUCUGAACACACACUUUAACCGCACACACAUCAUCUUUCGAACCAUCUCUUCCUGAGGGACAGCGGGUGCUGCAUGCUGUCCCGGUGUGUCCACAGUAGACACGUUAGCUGCUCAGUACUGACGGUCCGGACCUGACGCGGCUCAGACAGUGUCCACUUCUUCUGGCAGUUUUUGUUGUGGGUUUUGUGUCGUUCUCUGUGACGUGCAGCCCCCCGCUCAGGGAGGGGGCGGGGCUGCAGAGGCUGUUCCUUUGUAAAUACUUUAGACUUAGUUUCUUCAACUUUCACAGGUGGUGGUAAAUUAAAGGACAGUUUGAUGAACGUGAAUCAGCUUCGAUCAAUUAAAAAAACAGACUUUAAUCAGACGUUCACAUUCAAACUGUGUGAAUCCAGUUUCUGAAUCUGGAGUCAGUUUAUUUCUUAUUUAUGUUAAUAAGCAUAAUCAAUAAAUUAAUCAGAGGCCUGGAAAUUUGUAGUAUGAAGCUAAUCAUUGUUAAACUGGGUCUGAUCAUUCAUCUGCAUGUUUGGAGACAGGUGAAGGAUUUGUCUCUCGUCUGUCCUCAGAAACUUUUCAGUACCUCUGUGGACAAGCUGUCUCAGCUGAGACAGAACGGACGGGUGCGAACACACUGUGACACGUGUGACCAUGGAGGUCACAGCCCGAUGACGACGGCGGCCGAAGAGGGCCCCAGAGGUCUGAGCGAAAACCCUGCUCCUCCCUGACCACGCCCCCUGAAGCCGCGCCGCACGCCGCGUGGUGACGAUCGGAGGACGCAGGGUUUGAUUGGACUCUGACGUUCAGGUGUUACUGAAGGAAAAUGAAGGACUGAACCUUUGCUGGAAACUUCCUGUGUAUGUUGCACUCAGCCAAUCCUAACACUUCUACACUGACUGUUACUGUCUGUCACUAACUCGAGUUACAUGAUGCUGAUCUGUGAUGCUGUGACCUGUCGCCUGUCACCUCAAAUAAACCGGUUAAUAAACAA
This is a messenger RNA of Toxotes jaculatrix (banded archerfish), 3426 nucleotides long. RefSeq names its product solute carrier family 22 member 17 (gene slc22a17). The record is from RefSeq and is a predicted model, not a curated record. The transcript has 10 exons. Gene Ontology annotation, molecular function: transmembrane transporter activity. NCBI's taxonomy places the organism in Eukaryota, Metazoa, Chordata, Actinopteri, Toxotidae. Gene Ontology annotation, cellular component: membrane. The coding region runs from base 519 to 2264 and encodes 581 amino acids. Gene Ontology annotation, biological process: transmembrane transport.